Phasianus colchicus (ring-necked pheasant) is the source of this 2524-nucleotide messenger RNA. RefSeq names its product WRN helicase interacting protein 1 (gene WRNIP1). Lineage: Eukaryota; Metazoa; Chordata; Aves; Galliformes; Phasianidae. The record is from RefSeq and is a predicted model, not a curated record. Gene Ontology annotation, biological process: DNA synthesis involved in DNA repair; DNA-templated DNA replication; DNA repair. Gene Ontology annotation, cellular component: nucleus. Gene Ontology annotation, molecular function: DNA binding; enzyme activator activity; ATP hydrolysis activity.
UCCUUUUCAACCCAGGCCAUUCUGUGCUUCUAUGCUCUUAGCGGUCAUUCCAACAUUAAAGAUUCCAUGUUUCUACGACCGGGCCCCCGCCACCUGCAGGACCACCUCCAUCCCGGGCUUCCAACAGCCGCCCGGCGACGCCUCUCCUCCGACGGCCGUGCAGCCCGAUCGUCGCGAUCGCCGCGGCGCAGGGCGAGAAGCGCAGAGAACCGACAGCCCUCCGGCCGAGACGGCAGUGAGCACAGCCAGACGGCAGUGAGCACGUCCUCCCGCCGCUGGGGGCGUACUACGGCUCCCGAAGGGCUGCGGGCGCAGAGGGCGGGCGGCCUCGCUUCCCGCUCCGGCGCUGCCCCGACGGCGCCGCGGGAACCGAUGGAGGGCGCCGAGGCGCGGGUGUCGUGCCCCGUGUGCCUGCGGGAGCUGCCGGGCGCGCUCAUCAACGCGCACCUGGACCGCUGCUUGCAGGCCGCGGAGGGCGAGGCGCAGCGGGGCUGCUCACCCCCUUCCAAGAGGCCGCGCCUCGCUUCCGCCCAGUCGGGCGGCGAAGCGGAGGAGCGGCCCGAGGAGGCCCGCCCGGCGGCCGCCCCCGUUUUCUCCCUGUUUCACAAGGGCCGGAGCAGCGGGCCCGGGCGGGGAGAUGCCGCCGAGCUGCCGGAGGAGGACGGCGGGCCCGCGCUGCGCGGGGCGAGCGUGGCGCGGCGGCUGGAGGGGCAGCCCCUGGCCGACAGGCUGCGGCCGGACACGCUGCGGGACUACGUGGGGCAGGAGCGAGUGCUGGGCGCCAACACCCUGCUGCGGUCCCUGCUGGAGUCCCACGAGAUCCCCUCCAUCAUCCUCUGGGGACCGCCGGGCUGCGGCAAGACUACCCUCGCACAUAUAAUUGCCAACAGCAGCAAAAAGAAAGGCAUGAGGUUUGUGACACUGUCAGCCACAAGUGCCAAGACAAAUGAUGUUCGAGAUGUCAUCAGCCAAGCCCAGAAUGAAAAAAGACUCUUCAAGAGAAAAACCAUUCUCUUUAUCGACGAGAUCCAUCGGUUCAAUAAAUCUCAGCAGGACACUUUCCUUCCUCACGUCGAAUGCGGGACAGUGACUCUGAUAGGAGCAACAACAGAAAACCCGUCCUUCCAGGUCAACGCCGCUCUUCUGAGCCGGUGCCGGGUGAUUGUUCUGGAGAAACUCUCAGUUGAGGCGAUGGAGGCAAUUUUGCUGCGGGCUGUCAAGUCCUUAGGGGUCCAAGUUUUGGGCCAAGGCAACCAGCACAGCAGCUCUGCGACUGGCAGCAGCAACGAGAGCUCAGAAUUACCUGUGUAUAUAGAGGAAAAAGCUCUAAGUACUCUUGCCUACCUUUGUGAUGGUGAUGCGAGGACUGGAUUGAAUGGACUUCAGUUAGCAGUACAGGCCCGACUGGCAGCAGGGAAGACCACUGUGCUGAGCUUUACCAAAGGUUGUUCUGUGGAUGGAGUUCUGAUAACGGAAGAACAUGUGAAGGAAGGUCUGCAGCGAUCGCACAUCCUCUAUGACCGAGCAGGAGAAGAACAUUACAAUUGCAUCUCUGCCCUGCAUAAGUCUAUAAGAGGCUCAGAUGAAAAUGCCUCCCUCUACUGGCUUGCUCGAAUGCUUGAAGGUGGCGAAGAUCCACUCUACGUGGCAAGGAGGCUGGUGAGAUUUGCAAGCGAAGAUAUAGGGCUGGCAGAUCCUUUGGCUUUAACACAAGCAGUUGCUGCUUAUCAAGGUUGUCACUUCAUUGGAAUGCCAGAAUGCGAGGUCAUUCUAGCACAGUGUGUAGUGUAUUUUGCAAGAGCACCAAAAUCUAUAGAGGUGUACAGGGCAUAUAGCAAUGUCAAAGAAUGCUUGAGGAUGCACACAGGACCUUUACCACCAGUUCCAUUGCACCUGAGAAAUGCCCCGACAAGGCUUAUGAAGGACUUGGGCUAUGGUAAAGGCUAUAAGUAUAACCCCAUGUACAAGGAACCUGUGGAGCAGGACUAUCUGCCAGAAGAGCUGAAAGGAACGGACUUCUUCAAGGAACGAAAAACGUGACAGCCCUGCUUUGUAUACUUCUUGGUUUUAUGAUGCAUACGUUUGUAUUGGGAUGAAGAUUUCUCUGCUGAUUGCAGCCCAAUAUUUCUGGAACUGAGAAUACGAAGUCACUCGGCCCUUGAGAUAUUCUUGGUUUUUCUGCUGUCAUUGCAAAGGAGUUUUGUAAACUACUGCAGUCAGGCAGUAUGGAAAUACAAAAGUAACCUUAAUGUACUUCUGUCACCCACUGGUUCAAGAGAAUUGGAGAAAAAAGUAUCUUCCACUUUUGGCUCUUGUAGAGAAAUAAGGAAUAUGAUCAUGCUGCUUGUCAAAAUCUGUAUCCAAUUCAAACUUUUGGAAUGUUGAUUUUCCAGAAAAAUAAAGAGACUGUGUUCUGCUCUCCCGCACUAAGGUGCAGGAAACAAAAUAUAAUUACAAUGUAGUUCUUCUUUUUAUGAUGUUUCAAAUUUUCUCCAACAACAUUUAUUCAACUAAUAAACUUGUA